Messenger RNA from Rotaria sp. Silwood2, 219 nucleotides. The record is from the annotation of a GenBank genome assembly. NCBI's taxonomy places the organism in Eukaryota, Metazoa, Rotifera, Eurotatoria, Philodinida, Philodinidae.
AUGUAUCGUGUGGAAGAUGCACCGUAUUUUAUUCGUGGCCAUUUAAUUAGUCUCGGAUUUUUGGUUGCUAUACUUGUUGCUUCGCUGAUAUUGAAAUACAUUCUAUGGCAUGAAAAUCGACGUCGAGAAGAUUUGACUCCAGUACAGCGUACACAUGAAUUAAACACAUGUGGACAAGAACCAUGCGACGCGCAUUCUGACUUUCGAUACGUAACAUAA